AAAAAAUUUGAUAGAAAACGGUGGUGGAAAGGUCGGACCAACUAAACAAUUUGACUAUACUUUGUUGUGUAUGUUUCUUAUAACCCACGUGCUUAUAAUGAGAGUGAAGUAAAAUACUUUUUGCUGAUAAAACAAUGGAGAAACGUCAGUUUGAUGAAAAACUUGGGGGACACGUAUUUUUGCCUCGAAAUAUUAACCUUCUGAAAUUUCUUGCUGCCAGGGCGCCUGAAAUGAUGGCUAUGACACGAUAUUUAGAAAGCCUAGAAGCCAAAAAACAAACUUCUAAAAAGAUUCCAAUGCACAUGAGAAGACGAUUAAUGUCUCAUCAUGCAAAACGAAAAUUUAGACCAUCUAAAACUCAGGAAACUUCUGUUUCUGAAGCCUUCACUUCACAUGAGAAGACAAGUGAUAUCUCACAAUGUAAAACGAAUGAUUCGAUGACUAAUAAAAGCUCACCUAGAACAGAUAAAAAAAUCAAGCCUAGCAAUUCCAAGAAAAAGGCCUUAAAGAAAGAACAGAAGACGUAAUUUUUUGAAAGAAUAUACUCGAAGACGAAGAAGAUAGUCAGAAAUUUAUAUAUGUUAUCCAAAAAGGUUUUAUAUGAAUGGAAAAUGAGGAUACAAAAUUGCUAAUUACUCUAAUGACCGUAGUUUCUAUUUCUUCUACCGAAUCAAAAAAGGUGGAUGGAAUCUAACUAUCCUGCUAACUAACUAAUAGAAAAGAAAAACAAUCAAGUAUUAGUUAGAAAUACUUAAAUAAAAUGUUAACGGCUGGCUCCUUUACGAAUUCUCAAUAUAUGUUUAUAAAAUUUCAUGUAAAGUAUUGUUGCUUAGAUGAUGUCAUUAAUUAAUUUAGAGAAGCUAUGACCUUAAGCUUAAGCUUAGUUAAAAGUACAAAUAGAAGAGUUAUCUAUCAUUCAAUUAUUAAUCUAAACUGAUUUCGGACGAGAAUCAGACAAAUUUGUUUAUUUAUAAUGAAAUAAAUUUUCUAUAAAAUUUUAAUGUGAGAAUUUUAUAAAUAAU
Chelonus insularis is the source of this 1022-nucleotide messenger RNA. Its product is annotated as ribonucleases P/MRP protein subunit POP1-like. NCBI's taxonomy places the organism in Eukaryota, Metazoa, Arthropoda, Insecta, Hymenoptera, Braconidae. The record is from RefSeq and is a predicted model, not a curated record. The transcript has 4 exons. Bases 135 to 527 code for a protein of 130 amino acids.